AUGCAGAACCUCUCAGAGAGUUUACUCAAAACAACUGAGAUGAAAGCUAAACAACAAUUAGCAUUUGCUGCAGAUCAAGCAUUCACUAUGAAGAGCUUCAUCAAUAUAAUUAUCAUCAUUAAUAAGAAUAGAGAAAACCAGAUCUUAGGCCUGCAGCAGAAGAUUGAAUGUUUACACAGACAGACAACUACACUGAACCUGAAGAUCUCAUCACAAUUAUUCACAAUCUCUUCAGAAGUAUACACAUCAUCAGAGAUCACUGCACAGAAUGAGAAUUCAAGCAUGAAAUACAUCAAGUCAGAAGAUCUGUCAGAGUCACUAAGCUUUAAUAGUGACUGA
Messenger RNA from Blastomyces gilchristii SLH14081, 339 nucleotides. RefSeq lists its product as uncharacterized. NCBI's taxonomy places the organism in Eukaryota, Fungi, Ascomycota, Eurotiomycetes, Onygenales, Ajellomycetaceae. The transcript has 2 exons. The record is from RefSeq and is a predicted model, not a curated record. The coding region runs from base 1 to 339 and encodes 112 amino acids.